UCCUUGCUAAACGCCGCCCCUCUGUCUCGACGCCUAACUCGGGUUCUUGCUCUCCAGCGGCCGUGUGUCACCGAGGCUGGGCUGCGGCCAGACGGAGGGCUGGAAAGCACUACUUAGCCCAAAAGUGGUAUCGCAGCGGGGCGGAGGGGCCGGUCCAUACAGUUUCACACCCAAAUAAACCCCGUAGGUUGAAUCUCACGGCCCACUGUGUCAGCACCGCUCGUUACCCUGAUGUCGGAUUUCAAGCUCGGGAUUGUACGGCUCGGCCGUGUGGCCGGGAAGACAAAAUACACUCUGAUUGAUGAGCAGGACAUACCCCUAGUGGAAAACUACGCCUUCGAGGCUCGUAUGGAGGUAGAUGCUGAUGGCAAUGGUGCAAAAAUCUUCGCUUACGCUUUUGAUAUCGGCAAAGGCCGCUGGGCUGGAAGGCCACUGCACGAGCUGCUGUGGGAGAAACACAGAGGAGGCAUUGCCCCUAGUUUUCAAGUUAUCCACAUCAACUCUGUGACCGUGGAUAACCGGCUAGACAACCUACGACUGGUACCGGUGGGCUGGAGCCCCAAGCCAGAAGAGAUUUCCAGCAAGCAGAGGGAGCAAUCUCUGUACUGGCUGGCAAUCCAGCAGGUCCCAGCUGAUCCAGUGGAGGAGCAGUACCUGGAGCUGAGCCGCACACGCUACUAUAAUGCUAACGGGGAGCUAGUGGAAGAAGAGGAGUGCUCCUGUACAUACUAUGAGUGUCAUUACCCCCCUUGUUCACUCAUUGAGAGGCGGCUGCGAGAGUUUAAUAUCUGCGGCCGCUGCCAGGUGGCCCGCUACUGCGGCUCGCAGUGUCAGCAGAGGGACUGGCCGGCCCACAAGAAGCAGUGCCGCGAGCGCAAGCGGGUGCUGGCCCUGGAGUCGGAGCCCGAACGAUGAUCUGCCCUCACCCUCGUUUGAGAGAGGAGGAGGGGACAGGGUUAGAUUUGUGGGAGGGGGAAAAAACGUGAACUUGCUGACAAGAGACUUAAUGACAGAAGACAAUGUUUGAUUGACUGACAGUUCAGGCUCUAACAACAUGGAGGAGGGGGAAGAGGAAUACAGCAAAGACAUCUGCCACUUCCCAGAACUCUGUUCUCCAUAGCUUGCUUUUCAUGUGGAUUGCAGGGAAUUUAUUUUUGUUUUGGUUUGUUUUUUUUUUUUUUUUGGUCUCUAUAGUUCUUGUGGAGGGAGAACUUCGAGCUCAAGCUGCUGCUAUGGUUUUAUAAGUGAGGGGAGGGGUGGAAGAGUUGUGUCGCUGACGAACUUGACAGGCUUCUUUGGACCAUAGUCAAACAGACCGUUCUUGUCAUCUACUUUCCUUCCUCCACCCUGCCACUCCGCCGCUAACGGCGGUGGGGGGCAGGACCACGGAGCUACAGGACCCGUCGCUCAGCUGGUACAACGGGACACGGACCUUCUCACUGUAUCGCUCCUUCUCAGACCACCCUCAUGCAACUAAAUGGCUGCUGUGUUCAUGAUCAUCCACACCCUAAGCACCUCGUCUUGUCCUUCUCCCCCACGCAGAUUACACAGUUUGGAUCACACUACCAGUAUUGAGUGUACAUGUGUGCGUGAAUGCAAGUGGGUGUAUGUACUGCCAAUAUGCGCUGAAGGACAUUAAAAAUGGUGGCUUGUGUGUCAGGUUAAUAUAUGUUUUUUAUUUUUUUGCUCUUUAAAGGGGCCAUAUUACCCAAUUUUAAAUGUCCUAUUUAAUCAGAAAUUGGUGGUUUGAAAAAAUAUUUUCACUGUUCUAUAAAAAGAUUUAGCUGCCAAAAUAAAGGCUUAGUUUUCUACUAGAACUUUUCCUGUUUAUUUUUGUUUUAAUUGGUUGGAUUUGGCUUGUAUUUUCUUACUUAUCCCACCCAAUGCUGGAGUUUUGCGUUAUUUUCAACCUUCCUGUUGUUGAAAAUUUGAUGUUACUCAAUCUCUCCCCUUUCCCUUCAAAGUAAAAGCACUGGCGGGAGAAACAGAUUUGUCAUGUUCUCACAACUUGCAGGAAGUAUCUUGACCAAAGUCUACUCUUGGCCUCUGUAGCUCGGCCACUCCUAACUGGUUCAAAUUCUUCCAGUAUGUCUCUUUGCUGGUUUCAAGUCGCCCGUCUCCAGCUGUGUUUUACAGGUUUAUGGUUUGUUUGCGUUAUUUGGAGAGGGUGCUCUUGUUUUUUUUUUUUUUUUUUUUUGAAGAUUGUCUAUCUAUGAAGGUAUAUUUAUUUAAUGACUUGAUUGUGAAACAUGUUAAUAUUUGAAAGUAAAUAUAAGAAAUGGGACCUUUUCUAGAUGAUUGAGUUCAGAAUUUCUUCCCUUAUAUUGGAUUUUUGUGCUUUCCUGAUUCCCAAAUGAGUCCUCCUUAGUGUUGCCCUUCCAUUUUUUUUUUGGUGAAAACACUGCACACUGUCAUUGUCACUAUAAUCUUCCAUGAAGGAGGAUGUCUUGGGAGAAAGAAAUCCUAAAUCUCCUCCUACAGAAAAUUCUGGAGACUGAUUGUUAUCGUCUGCCUUUGUUUCCUACAAAACAGAUAGUGAACUAGUGGACUUUCUUAAUCACCUGCCUUCCUUGUUUUUCCUGCGAUGCACACCUACUAAACGUGUCCUUUUGUGUCUUAGAUGAGUCCGAACACUUGAGCAUGUGUUUCGCUCAUGUACAUGCAAGUUUUCGUUUUUUUUUUUUGUCUGGAUCUGAACAGGUUUUCAAUACUGCACUAAAAUUUGGCUCCUGCUGUUUGCGUUCAUUGGAUUUAUGGAUUGAAGGGAGGGAUGUUUUUUUUCUUUUCAGAGUGUACAGGUCGCGUCACAUUUUGUUUUUCUAAAAAUUUAGUCAUUAAUCACCUAGAAAUAAAGAGCUAAAGUAUGUGAAAGGAAGUAGAGUUGGAGAUAAUUCCCAGUUGCUUUUUCAUUGUAAAAUGAUAAUAAAAGUUAAAUGAAAUUCA
Molecule: messenger RNA, 2943 nt
Organism: Girardinichthys multiradiatus
Lineage: Eukaryota; Metazoa; Chordata; Actinopteri; Cyprinodontiformes; Goodeidae
Gene: zmynd19
Product: zinc finger, MYND-type containing 19
Exons: 6
Coding region: 232-915 (227 amino acids)
Source: RefSeq, a predicted model, not a curated record